Capronia epimyces CBS 606.96 is the source of this 948-nucleotide messenger RNA. RefSeq lists its product as uncharacterized. Lineage: Eukaryota; Fungi; Ascomycota; Eurotiomycetes; Chaetothyriales; Herpotrichiellaceae. The transcript has 2 exons. Gene Ontology annotation, molecular function: sulfate transmembrane transporter activity; malate transmembrane transporter activity; oxaloacetate transmembrane transporter activity. The record is from RefSeq and is a predicted model, not a curated record. The coding region runs from base 1 to 948 and encodes 315 amino acids. Gene Ontology annotation, biological process: phosphate ion transmembrane transport; malate transmembrane transport; succinate transmembrane transport.
AUGUCGACAAUCACUCCCCCAGAAACGAAAGAUGCCGUCAAGCAGGCGUUGGCGUCAGAGUCAAAAUCUGCACCGGUGCGCUACCCGUUCUGGUUCGGUGGAAGCGCAGCAUCCAUGGCUGCGGUAGUGACACAUCCUCUCGACUUGGUCAAAGUGCGGUUGCAGACAAGACUGCCCCAUGCCCCGAAGACAACCCUCAGCACCAUCACCUAUGUCUUCCGCCAUGAAGGCGUACUCGGCCUAUACGCCGGCCUGUCUGCCGCGCUCCUGCGACAAAUGACCUACUCCACCGUGCGAUUUGGCGUGUAUGAAGACCUCAAGAGGCGCUUUGCACCACAACCGACCCCGGAGAACCCUAAGCCGCGGCCGUCUCUCUUCAGUCUCAUCGCCAUGUCCGGCAUAUCUGGCUGCCUCGGCGGGAUUGCAGGAAACCCUGGCGAUGUGCUGAAUGUGCGAAUGCAGUCUGAUCUAUCAAAGCCGCCAGAGGCACGGCGGAACUACAAGCACGCCCUUGAUGGCCUGAUACGCAUGGUUCGCGAGGAAGGGCCCGCAAGUAUCUUCCGUGGUGUGGAGGCCAACUCGGCGCGAGCAGUGUUGAUGAAUGUUGCGCAACUGGCCAGUUACGACGCUUUCAAGCAGAUAUGUCUACAGCAGCUGGGCAUGCAGGACCAUCUGGGGACGCACUUUGCAAGUUCGCUUGCGGCCGGGCUUGUGGCCACCACCAUCUGCUCCCCGGUCGAUGUGAUCAAGACGCGGGUCAUGAGUGCGCAUCCUAAAGUCUCCAUCCUUCACCUGUUGAGGGAGGCGAGCCACAAAGAAGGUCUAUUAUGGGUUUUCCGCGGGUGGGUGCCCAGUUUCAUUCGUCUCGGCCCUCAGACAGUCUUCACUAUGAUAUUCUUCGAACAGCACAAGCACCUGUACAGGCAGUGGAAGGGGAUCGAAGAGUAA